Molecule: messenger RNA, 5690 nt
Organism: Nannospalax galili (Upper Galilee mountains blind mole rat)
Lineage: Eukaryota; Metazoa; Chordata; Mammalia; Rodentia; Spalacidae
Product: fibronectin type III domain containing protein 3C1-like
Exons: 30
Coding region: 610-4716 (1368 amino acids)
Molecular function (GO): protein binding
Source: RefSeq, a predicted model, not a curated record
CGGGCCAGGGGCUGAGUAUGCCUGUUGCUGGGAUGCUGAUGGAUAGGGUUACACGGCUGCUGGGGCCGGCUCAAGGAGUGGGUCACUGUUGCUGAACCUCUUCUUAUCUGAAAUGCACCGUCCAGAGCGAGAAGUACCUGAGUGAAGAAUUACGCGUUUGGAGAAGCAUUUUUGUAUCUGCUUAUCUAUGCAGUUACUUUGCAGCAACUACAGUUUUCUAUAUGCAAUUAGUCACAGAAUUUGGAACUUCCAGAGUCUGUGAACGUUUUGCAGAAAUCUUGCUUAAUUUUGUCUAAUGCUUUUUUUCUUUUCCUUUUCGUUACACAUUGACUGCAAGCCUGUGCUGAAAUCUUUCCAGACCGAGGUGGCUUCAUGCAGCUCAUCACUGCUGAGCACCAGAUUUUAGCAGAAGAAGAAGCUGUUUCAUGUUAAAGCAUUGCAUUUAUCGGCCAAUUACAGUACAAAGUAGUAGGAGAAUAAUGGUAAAUUUGUGAGGAAAAUAGAACAGCAAAAUGGAAGCAUCUGUGGGAUCUUUUUUCAGGAGACUUCAAGAGCCUGAAAAGCAAAAUUAUUAAAGCUGCAUUGAAAAAGAAACAUCACUUAAUGUGAAUGCCAAGCCUUUUCGACCUGAUGGAGCAUCAUCUUGCAUCCACUCUUUCUGAAAUACCUCCAAUAGUUCCAUUUAUCAAGGGAGAGGUCAUGCAGCCUAUGGAGAGUUAUCUUCUGGAACCCAAUGCCAUGGCACAAUGUUCUACUAAUUAUUCAAAGAUUAUGACUCAUCCCAAGAUGUACACCACCUGGCCUGAUUAUUCCCAGCCCUGGGCACAAAUGAUAUUCAUUCAAGUUAACCCUGGAGAGAUCCUCACCAUAAAGGCUGAUGAUGGGUCCAUUCAGAACAUUCAAGGACCUGCAGAAGUACCUUUGGUAGCACCCACGGGUAAUUUGCCUCCAAUAUACCUUCCUCCAGGCUAUAUAUCUCAGGUGGUGGAAGAAAAUGGGAUUCAGAAACUUAUUGUUGUGCCUCACACAACUGACUAUCACAUGCCGAUGACUGUACCUAUGCAACAACCAUUAACCUUCCUACCACCAGCCUCAUUUAUGUAUCCACCCGCCCCUCAGCUUAUGUAUCCCCCAGCUCAAGGGGAAUUUCCAAUGCCUUAUGUCCAAGAACCUAUUCAGCAGCUGGCACCACUUCCACAACUAGUACCACCACCAGCGCUGCCCCCACCAACAGCACCAUUUAUAUAUCAAGAACAUCGUGAAAUCUAUUCUCACGGAAGAAUAUAUCAUAACCAGUUUGAUGAAAAGGCUGCUAACAUAGAAUAUUCUAAGAAGAAAAUGAGAGAUUUUCAAGUUGGCGAACUUAAGAAUAGCUCUGCGUUCACUGACACCACUUUGCUUAUGAACAAAGUCAGUGAUAUUUCUAGUACUUCCGGUAUUCUAAGUGCAUACACUGUGGACAAUACUCUAAGCACUCACACUGAUAACAAUAUUUUAAGCACCUACCCUCUGAAUACUACUUUAAGCACUUCUACUGCUGACAGUACUCCAAGUACAUACAUUGUUGACAGUCUUCCAGACAUUAACAUUACUGACGAAAUCACCAGCAGUUUUUCCCCUGACCACACCACCAGCACUUCUACCUCUGACACUACUAUUUGCUCUGACACCAUUAAUAGCACUCUGGACCCUUCCAGUUUUAGUUUCACUCCAAAGACCUCUGAAGAAACUCCUAGAUCAUCAAAUACUGAUAGUACGCCAGGCUCUAUUUCUGAGGGUGCUCCCAACACUUCCGUCUCUGAAAAGGAUUCAGUCGAUAAUGCUCUUAGUCUUUCCAGUGCUGACAGCAUGUCCAAUGCUGCCAUAGCUCAGACUGAAAACAAUCAGGAAAUGGAGAAUGAUAUGGGAAGUGCAGACAAUAAGCAGAUCCUAGGAAAAGAGAAGAGCCCGGCAUCAAAUGCAGCACUGAAAGAAUACAAACUAGAACAGAGAACACAGUCAUGCUGUUCCUACAUUGAAAAUCCUGUGGUUUCUCAUAUUCAAUCAAGAUCCGCUUUUAUUUCAUGGAAACCAAACACUAAUGAAAAAUGUGAUCAUAUGAAGUAUCCUAUGACAUUUGAAUUGGCACUGUCUGACAGUGGUAAAAAUGGAAACUUUAAGAACAUUUAUGUUGUUGAUGGAGAUACAGUGGCCGUACAAGAUCUACAACCAUCUACAGCCUACUUUUUAAGAGUUACUGCAGAAAGUGGCUCAGAACACAGAAUUGUGUCUGAAGUCAUUACCUUUACAACAUCAGGAUGUGAACCAGAUGCUCCACUUGCACCCAAACUGAUUAACCGAACCAAGAACAGCCUGAAUUUACAGUGGAAAGCUUCCAAUAAUAAUGGUUCUAAAAUAAGCAGCUUUCUUUUGGAAUGGGAUGAGGGUAAAGGCGAAGACUUUAAAAGUUGUUAUACUGGUACCAUGAGGCAAUACGAGAUCUUUAAACUAAAUGCUUCUACAAAAUAUUCAUUCAGAUUAGCUGCCAAAAAUAACUUCGGCUUAAGUAAUUACAGUGAAAUAGCAGUCUUCUAUACAUCAGGAAAUAUGCCUCCAGCACCUUUGCCACCUAAGUUAAAAGAAGCAGGAAUUUUUAGUUUGUCACUAGAAUGGUGUGCCCCAACAAACUCAAACCCAAAUGACACUCUCACUUAUGUACUAGAAAUGGAUGAAGCAAAAUCAGGAUUAGGUUUUAAACCUAAAUACAAUGGAGAAGACCUCUCCUGCACCAUUAGAAAUCUUCAGAGAAAUACUGCAUACAAGUUCAGGAUGUUUGCCUAUAAUCUGGAAGGACGAAGCAACCCCAGUGGAGAAGUAAAAUACAGUACUUGUCCAGAUAAGCCUGGGUGCCCUCAGAAACCAUAUGUAAUGGGAACAAUUCAUGCCCACAAAGUAAAAAUUGGGUGGGAAUCACCCAAAGAUAAUGGUGGAGCUCAGAUUUCAAGUUACAGUUUAGAAGUCAAUGAAAAUUCAAAUGUGGAUCUUUGGAACACAAUCUACAGUGGCAGUGUACAGGAAUUUUUAUAUGAUCACCUACAACCUGGCACUACAUAUAAAUUAAGAGUCUUUUGCACUUCACCUGUAGGCCAAAGCCAGCCUUCAGAUAUAUUGACAAUUCAGACACCUACUCUUCCUUCCCAGUCUUAUCGCUCUCCACCAUUAAGUGACCAAACAAAGUCUGAUGAAACCACCGUUCACCUUGACGAUCCUCCUGCUAAUAGGAACUUGGAAACACCUGUGCAUGUCAAAAAGACAAAAGGUCACCGGAAUGACAAAAAAGAAUGCCCUGCCUGUGAAAAGAAAUGUACACCUGGAUCUCAUUCUGGAACUGUACCAGUCCGGCACCCUCCUUCUCAGUGUGGGACACCUGUACUAACCUGCAAGGGUCCAGCCUGUGUUAUUGUCAGUUGGGAAAUACCUAAAUGCAAUGGUGCUGAAAUCACUGAUUACAGACUACAAUGGGGACAAGUUGAAGAUUCGAUGCACUUGAUUUAUACUGGCCCGUGUUUGCGCUAUGAAGUUAAAAAUCUUCUUCCUGCAACUACGUACUUUUGCAGAGUUCAGGCUAUAAAUAUAGUUGGGGUUGGAAUGUUUGGAGGAACUGGCAAAAUAACUACACCAGGAACUGUACCCUCAAUAGUACAAACGUUACAAGAAGUUGAAAACAAAGUUCCCGCCAAAAUGUCAUCGACUUGCAUUGCUCUUCAGUGGGAGGAGCCAGACUGCCAUGGCUCUCCAAUCACCGGAUAUAACAUUGAAUAUGGAGAUAAAAAAAUCUUGACUGUUGAUCGAGUAACAGAGUGUGUUUUGAAAAAUCUACAGCCUAAUACUACAUAUAAAAUCAGAAUUCAAGCUAUCAAUCAUCACGGACUAAGCCCUUUUAGCCAAUCAAUAAGAACCAAAACCAAGCCACUACCACCUGAUCCUCCAAAUCUUGAAUGUGUAGUCUAUGGCCAUCAAAGCCUCAGAAUGAGAUGGGGUAACUCCUCAAGCAAAAGAACACUGGCCAACUACAUAAGCUACAACUUGUUAAUGGAAGAUCGAUCUGGAAGAUUUUCUAUCAUUUACCAUGGACCUUCACAAACUCACAAAGUCCAAAAAUUGAUUGAAUGUUCAUCAUACAGGUUUAAAAUCCAGGCAUGCAAUGAAGCUGGUGAGGGACCACUGUCUGAUAUCUAUACUUUCAGUACAGUAAAAACCCCACCAGUUGCAAUGAAAGCACCUAAGCUGCAUCCAAUGAAUAAUAAUAGUUGUGAGAUCAAGUGGAAUUCCUUGGAACCAAUUAAAGGAGAUCCCAUUAUUUACUGUCUUCAAGUCACAACUGGGAAAAAAUCUCAGCAGAUAUACAAAGGACCGAACACUACAUUUUCCUUUUCCAACUACCUUACAAACUCGCGAUACUAUUUCAAGGUCUGUGCUGGACGCCAAUAUGAAAAUGCUAAUGGUAUACAAGAGCUCUGGGGAGCCUAUAGCCCCAGCACACUUUUCUCAACUUGUAAACAGUCAGGGCAUGGUAAAGGCAGUGGAGGUAAAGGAAAAGGAAACUCUAACAAUGACAAACAUGAAAAGAGUAAGACAGAGAUAAAUGAUGACACUUUUGUUCUAACCCUUCUGGUGGGAUUUGCACUUAUCUCCAUUUUAUCUGCUGUUGUAAUUCAAUACUUUCUAAUAAACUAACCUAUUCUUACUCAUUUUCCUGAUGUUAGGAAGUUGCAAAUCAAAUUUAGAAAACCUUCGAUAUAUCUAAACUCAUUUUUAAAAGCAAAGCUCAAUGUAGAAACUGAAAUAUGUAUAACAACAAAAGACUUCCUUUAUAUUCAGUGAUUUUUACUAUGACAGCAGAAAACAUUUUUAAGGAAAUAGAUAUAUUUUGAAUUUAAUAAUUCUAUCAGAAAAAAUACUAUAUUGUUAACUAAAACUAAAAUCUCUAGUGGAAACUACUUCCUGCCUUAAUUUUUGAAAUUGAUAUUUCCCCAAGUUUUUGGAACUGUGAUGUGACAAUAUUUUGGAAUUUUCUUUAGAAUAAAAUGGUAAAAAUCAUUUCUACAUGUCCACUUAAAAUUCAUAUGAAACAGCCGGGCGUGGUGGCGCAUGCCUGUAGUCCCAGCACUUGGGAGGCAGAGGCAGGUGGAUCUCUGUGAGUUCAAGGCCAUCCUGGUCUACAUAGUGAGUUCUAGGACAGCUGGGGUUACAGGGAGACCCUGUCUCAAAAAAACCAAAAAAAAAAUAUUCAUAUGAAAAAAUAAAAAGUUAUCUACCAAAUGUCUGUACUCUAAUUUGUUUGAAAUAAUGUAUUCAGCCAUUGGUUUAUACCCUGACAAAUACUUUGAUAGGGUGGAAAUAGUAAUUUAUAGCACUUUACUAUAAAAUGGAAUCAAAAAAAUGGAAAUAAGGAAGUGAAGAACCAUUUUAUACCAUUGUAACCUCUUUAAAAUAUAUCCUGUGCUGGUUACCCUCUAAUCAGUAUUAUUGAACAUGAAAUAUUAUAUAUAUACAUAUACAUAUAUAUUCAUGUUUACAUGGCACACCAAAGCUAUUUUCUCUCACAACGGGUGGAUUCACAUUCAUUUCUAGUUAUACAUGAAGCAUCUCACCUCUGUGCCCACAGUUCAUCUUGUGGGAGUUCUUCUCAAAAUCUUGCAAGAAGCUUU